Messenger RNA from Ilex paraguariensis (yerba mate), 593 nucleotides. The record is from the annotation of a GenBank genome assembly. NCBI's taxonomy places the organism in Eukaryota, Viridiplantae, Streptophyta, Magnoliopsida, Aquifoliales, Aquifoliaceae.
AUGAAACCUUCAUUGGAUGAAGAUUCUAAUGGAAUUAUUGACCAUGAGGAACUCAACAAAUGCUUAAAGAAAUUGCAAGUUCAGCUUACACAAAAGGAAAUUGAUGAUCUUUUCUUUUCCUGUGACAUGGAUGGGAGCGCUGGGAUACAGUUUAAUGAGUUUAUUGUUCUUCUUUGUCUUGUUUAUAUCCUAGUGGAUACUUCAACGACUUCCCACUCUACAUCAAAGAUGGGUUCACCGCAGCUUGAAGCCACUUUUGAUGCUAUCAUUGAAGCAUUCUUGUUUCUCGAUAAAAAUGGUGAUGGAAAGCUGAACAAGAAAGACAUGAUGAAGGCAUUGAACGAGGCUUCUCCUCGGGAGAAAUCCCCUGCACAUAUCACAAGAAAAGAAAUGGACUGGGACAGGAACGGAAAGGUCAGCUUCAGGGAAUUCCUCUUUGCUUUGAUUGAUUGGGUCGGGGUUGAUACAGAUGAUGAAAUUCCUGUGGAAGGACAUUAAGCAGAGCACAGAGAGCUAAGGAAGGAAAACAUCUGAGUUGAGGUCAGAUUGAUACAGUUGUAUGUAUAUCCAGCAGUUUAUUUUUAAGAGUUGGC